This is a messenger RNA of Sapajus apella (tufted capuchin), 4045 nucleotides long. RefSeq lists its product as uncharacterized. NCBI's taxonomy places the organism in Eukaryota, Metazoa, Chordata, Mammalia, Primates, Cebidae. The coding region runs from base 2781 to 3518 and encodes 245 amino acids. The transcript has 2 exons. The record is from RefSeq and is a predicted model, not a curated record.
UUGCUCAGGCUGGUCUUGAACUCGAGGGCUCAAGCCGUCAUCCUGGCUCAGCUUCUCAAAGUGCUAAGAUUACAGGUGUGAGCCGCUGCACUUGGACUUACAGAGGCCCUUUCAGUGUUCUACUGUGAUUCACUAGAGCAAGUAGGUGGAAGUGGGGAUGAGGGGGGAAUGUGAGGCAUAGCCGAGCUGCAAAGGUUCAAAGAAGUUUCACACAGUAUUUAGUCAACAGAGACAUGUUAGCAAACUAUUUAUUUUAAAUAAACUCUUGAGGGCAGCUGUAUAUUUUUUUCCUUCUUGCGAUUCAGUAGCACUUUCUCCAGUUCUUUCAUUGGGGAUCUUUGCACUCAAUCUUUUCUGGGUUGGAUACUAGGUCCUGCUACUCUGAUCAGGUUCAAGGUAGAUAGGGGUGCCUCCCGACUGGUGAGAUUCUCAAUCCUUACUUUCUUUGGCAUGAGGCCCCAGGUGAGGGGCUUCUUGUUUUAAGUGCCCAGAACCUUCUCCCCUGAGUGUCUAGCUGUCCUGCAUGGGCUGGCCUGGCAGGCAGCGCUUGUCACCCCUCAGCCCCUGGAGCAGUGUCUGUAAGUGACACCCUCUCACUUCCCCACAGUGAAUCCAGUCUCCCCAUCCUUUGUUCUGAGCUCAUGUCCAGGCUGAUCAAGCUUCCCUCAGAUUUCAGUUGAGAGCAGCAGUCUUCCUUUGCCUCUUCUCUUAUUUUGGCCUGAGUAGGAAACAGAGUUUAUAGCUUCCCUGAGGGCACUGGUGAUUGACAUGCCUGAGCUGAUGGGCCAUCCACACGUGAAACCCUUUCCAUGUGCCUUUUCUGACUCCGCCAGGUGUUCGCUCCCUUUGUGUUGCAGAACUGUGGUUUCACAAUAUCAAACCAUUCUAAACAUGCAGAAGCAGUGAGGGACAGAGGCCCAUCUCUCUAAAUCUCCUAAGUGCACUAGACAAAGAGAGAUCAGCGUGAACUGGAACAGUCAGGGGAGACUUUGUGGCACAUGCCGAGUUUAAGCUUGGACCUGAGGUGUAGAAGGGAUUUUUGGACGGUCAUGAGAGAAAAUGAGAAUUUGAGAACUGGGGGUAGAUGGGUGGUUGGGGUGUUUAUGGUUAGAGAGAAUAAGGUUGGUUGAGAAGAGUGAGCCAAGGUGAUGAGGGAAUUAUGCAUCUACUCAUAUCAAAUGUUGAUGCCUAUCAGAAUCACCCGGGGAGCUUUAAAAGCUCUUGGCACCUAAAUUACACCCCAGAAUGUCUAGGGGGUGGGAGCCAUGUAUCAGUGGUUUUUAAAAAUCCCAUGGGAUCUUUAAGUUUGAGAAUAAUUUCCCUCCUUUGUUUCCUACAAGCAUCUGAAGCUUUGCAGAAAGAGUUACAAUGCAAUAGGACAAAAAGAAAAUGAAUUAGGAAGUGAGGAGGGAAAGGUCAUGAUGAAAUAAGGUUCAGAUGAAGCCAGGGAAUAAAGUCAGCUCAUCACAUACAUUCUGUGAGAUGCUGUGCAGUUGCUACUAUGGGCCAGAAUUUUGAUUCUGAGCUGCUUUGAAGCUAAAGCAAAAGGAAAUCUGAGCAGUUCUGAAAGCCGUGAUGGGAGCCAAACAGUAUUUCAUGAGAAGCUGUGGGAUGUGAGCAGAAAGACGUCUCUCCUGAGGCUGUUCAUAAAGAGGGCAUCAUGUGGGGCCGUGGGGAGGGCUUUCAACAGUGUCCUCACAAUCCCACCGGCCAUUUGCUAAAUUACCCCUUAAUAUUGGCUCUGAAAGUCAUUCAAGGCCAGAAUUAACUGCUCAGAUCUCAUGUAGCAAGAAGAGUUGAGCGUACUUCUUAAAUUCUUGAUGUUUAUCUGUAGCUAAUUUAAAAAUCCUCCCAUUUCCCUGGCCUCCUGACUCAUCUUAAACUAAUUAGCCAGACUUGUUUGCUUGUAGAUAGAGUGUCUGCAUUUUGUCUUUGCUGUGGUCAUUUCUUAUUCCUGGCAAUCAGCCUGUCAUUUCCUUCAUUAGGUCAGGUGCUUGGAGGGACACUGCAUUGAUCAAGGCACAAACCAGGUUUUGCUUGUCAUCUUUGUGUGCUUAGAGCAAGUUCACCUGCUUUGGUCUCCACUCUGAGGGCGGGAUCGCCACACCUUCUAGAGCCUGGGCUUAGCCACGGGGCCCAUCUGCCCGUGGAGGCACUGCCCCUGGGUCUGGUCUGUUGACAUGGAGAUCUGGGAGGCAUUAUUGCCUGCAGAUAGGCAGAAGAGGCAGCUCUGUCCCUUCCUUCUUCAUCCCCUGUUCCCAGGCAGUUGGGAAAUACUGAUCUAGCCAGUCCUGUCUUCACCUUGGAACCAGUGUCCGGGGAGCGUGCCCUAGCACAGUCUGCUGUAAUUGGCUAGUGGCCUCAAGUGGGCAGUGGGUUGGGUCAGGAUGGGGACCAACUUGGCAGACAGCCAUCAGGGCGGCCUCAGGGAGGUGUGUGGCCUGCCAGGGAGCGCAUUCUCCACACACCUGGUUGGGCCUGGAGUGCGUGGCAGCCGAGUGUGCUGGUUGCUGGACAGAGGGGCGCUGCAGCAGGGCGUGGGCGUGGGCGCUUCUGGGCCAGGGGCGUCUCUGCGUGCUGCUCUGUCUCUUGACACAUGAGUCUCAGGCUGUAGGUAAUUUGAGUACGGGGCUGGGAUGUGAUGUGUGUAUGUUUCUAGGGGCUUGCUUGUGUGACUUUCGGUGUGUGUUUGGGGCACACAUACACGGAAUAGUCCCUUAGCUACGGGACUGCCCAGGGUGGAGCCGCUGUGCAUUUACGGUGGACUGGGGUGUGCACCCAUGUGGGGAGUAGUGAGCCAGCUGCCUGUGAGGGCCCUGGGCCUGGGGGUGCAUGUGUGGGGUCUCUACCUCCACCUGCUGUCCCUGGGGCUGCGGGCUUUCCUGCUUUGCAUCCUUGUGCUUCUCCGAGAGCUGUGUGUGUGUGCGCUGGAGGCAGGCAGGGCUGUGUUCACGGCGGCUCGCUCUGUGGCCCUCAUGGCCCAUGCCUGUAGUGUCUACAUCUUCCUUCAGGGGGUUGCCUGCGCUGCCCAGCUGGUGGGGAGCUGGGUGACACUGCCCAUAUGGCUCUACUGUGCCUUGCUGGAGACCCUCAGAUGUGUUCCUUUACUCCCGCUGUGUGAGGAGGUGGCCGGGUGGCUGGUGUGGGCCGGCAUGCAGGCUGGCAGAGGCCUGGCUCGGGUGUGGGGUGUGGCGACCUUUGUGCAGCUGUGGGCUCGCACGGUCUUCCUGGGCAUGUACCUGUGCAUGCACAUCUGCUUUGCUGCCAUCAGCUCUAAGGUCCGUGUGAGAGUACACGCACCGUUCUGUGUCUCACUGCCCUUCAGGGUCCAUGUCCCCCUGAGCUUGGGCAUCAAAGUGGGGCUGCAGGGCCAGAAGCAAGGGAGGGCCACUGGGGAGGCAAGUACGCCUCAGAGGGAGAGAUUGGGGAAGCAGAAAUCCCAGACGUCCAGGAGCCCCAAGCCCACCAGGAGAAGGGAGGUGUCACGGAGCAGGAGAGAGCUCAGUCCAGGUGGGUAAGGGAAGGGGCUGUUCUGUGCCCAUUGGACUUGUCCCCAGCCUCAGGUGCUAGUGGCCUCUUCCUGCAGCCAGCCCAGGCUUGGAGCCUGGGUCUCCUCCUGCACAGCCAAGCCUGUGUGGUGGCCCCUGCCCUCCCUCACUGGGUACUGGCACCUCCUUCCUAGGCUGAGUGGUCUCUGGGGAAGGCACAGGUGGAUGACGGGCAGAUUUAAAUCCUUGCCCUCUGCCCUCUUUGAAUAGGGCCUUUCAUCCGGGAGCCUUUCUCCUCCUCUGCCCUUGCCUCUCUCAUACCUGCCUCCCUCUGUGUUUGUCCCUUUCCUGGCAGCAGCUCCCUUCCUCCCCUUUCGUCUCCUGCCCUUCUGGCUGGGCUGUUUCUCUUCUGGCUUCUCCAGGUGUUCCUCUUUUCUCGGUCACUGUGGGGUCUGCCCAGGGACUCCCUCGGCCCGGGCUGCCUCUUUUCCUACCCAGCCCCCUGUCCGAGUGUGCCAGGUGUGCCUGGCCAUGCUCUGCUCACCCCCGCGCUCUCC